AUGGAAGGCUACAGCGCUUCCGAGGAUCCAGGGCCGACAUUCUGUAUCGGUCACCAUGAGAACAAUCGUUCAGUGUUCGUGACCCCUCAAGUGGUGCGCAGGGUGCAUGAAAGCAAUUAUGAUAUGAUGACUGUCUCUAUCACGACACAGUACUUUCACUCUCGAGUCCUAAGUCUUCUGUCUUCUUACUUGUCUAAUCUUCAGUCGCCUACCUAUGAUUCUAUUGGCACUAUGGCAACUACGCGGAAUACUAGACCUUUGACAAUUCCACCACUAUCAAAGUCGGACUCUAACCUCACACCCAAUGAUGCAACUAGCCAGCUUGUUGGAGUGACUAGCAGUUGGAUUGACCUUUGCUCCCCGGAUCCCUUGAUUGCAGAUCUCUCUCGGCAGGUUCUCAUGCUGGAAGUGGCCUAUGCUGCUUUCUGUGGCAUCGGAUACUUACUUGUCCCAGGCCCCAAGCUUCACCAUGGGAGCUUACACUCAGAGGGUGUUGUUUACUAUGCACGUGCUAUUCAAGAUGCCUUGAAUCUGGGCCCGUAUAUUCAAUAUCAUAUCUGGUUCCCCAUGGUCGACAACCCUGAGCUUGAAGUGGACACCAUGGGUGAUUUAGCUCCCUUGGCCCGAGAGGAGUUCCUGCAGCCCGAUGAUGGCGUAAUGCCUAAAGUAGACCUUUUUGGAACUUGGGACGCUUGGGAUCUGAUUCGCAAGAGCUGUAAAUAUCACACGCGAUUGUUUGUAGCCCUUGCGAUGCCGAAACAGCUCCCACCUCUUUACGUUCAGUCGCGAUGGCACUCAGAGCCCGUGCACUUGCUCAGCAUUGAUGCAUCCUCAUUUCUGAAAAACCAGAAGGGAUAUCCAGUCUUGUCGAAAGCUCAUCAAGCUCUCAUCGCAAAGCUCAUGCGUCUUCGAACCCCGCCAUGGAUUAUUUUAUGCAACGUUGACCCAAUUCCAGGUUUAGAUGGCCCAGAGGACCCCGAGACAUCUCGACUGUCUGGCUCAGAUUACCCUAGUCUGUCACAGGGCGCAGUUGGAAACAAAAAACACAUUGACCUAACACCUCAUCUUUCAUAUAUACGUAACCUGCAGCAACGUCAGCCACCCCGCACCCCCAUUGAAAGAUUCGGCACCGGGUACCAAGAUUAUCUUCAAGCUCCUCUACAGCCACUCACUGUCAACCUGGAAAGUAUCACGUACGAGGUUUUUGAAAAAGACCCCAUCAAGUACGAAUGGUAUGAAAGAGCUAUUACAAAGGCCCUCAAGGACUGGGCAGAGCAGAAGAAGCCUACGUCUCAUCCUGAGGGCAAGGUCAUUUUGGCAGUCGUGGGCGCUGGGCGAGGGCCUCUGGUAAACAGGGCUAUAAAAGCUAGUGCUGAGGCUGGUGUAGAAAUUGAUCUCUGGGCUGUUGAGAAGAACCAGAAUGCGUUCGUUCUGCUCCAGCGCCACAACGAAACUAUCUGGGAUGGCAAAGUUAGCUUGGUUCAAUCGGACAUGCGAAGCUGGAAGGGCCCUCGGGUACGAAAGCAAGCGACAGAGGAAAGCCAAAAAAAUGUGGGCGAAUCCCUUGGAAUUGAGGAUUCUUUGCUGUAUACGCCCACGAAGGAAGAAAAUGACCUGGGCGGACCAGCAGGCUUGCCCAACUCGAACGGCCCGGCGCUUUCAUAUACGCAUGUCGACAUCGUUGUUUCGGAAUUGCUUGGAUCUUUCGCUGACAAUGAGCUUUCACCGGAGUGCUUGGACGGUAUCAACGACCUCAUCAACCCGGUCCAUGGAAUUUCUAUCCCUGCGUCAUACUCGGCCCAUUUUACACCAAUUUCUGCCCCAAAGUUACACUCAGACGUCGUGAACCAGACGGUUUCCAACCCGGCAGCCCCAGAGACACCUUAUGUUGUGAUGCUUCAUGCCAUCGACUUCUUGUCUACCGCUGAUUCGCCAGCGAAUGCUGAGGCAGCAAACCAAAAUGCUGCUAAUCGUUCUUCAGGCAUGGGCACGGGCGCUAUCACGGCAGCCACAGAAUUUCCAACUCCAUUUGUGCAAACCGCAUGGUCUUUCUCUCACCCCAAUCGAAACAUACCUGUCCAGCCGCCUUCAAGCUCUACAAUUCCUAAUUUCCACAAUGUUCGGCAAACACGUCUGUCUUUCCCUGCUCAGAAUCGUGGUGCAUGCCAUGGCCUGGCAGGAUACUUCGAGACCGUUCUGUACGGUGAUGUGGAGCUCUCAACAAACCCCGUUACUAUGGAUGAGAAGAGUGCCAGUAUGAUCAGCUGGUUCCCCAUCUACUUCCCACUGAAAACUCCUCUGAAUGUGCCCGAUAACGGUGAAAUUGUUGCCACCAUGUACCGUCAGACUGACGAUCGCAAGGUUUGGUACGAAUGGAUGGUGGAAGUGUUUGCCCUCGAGCCAACUUCCAAUUCGACCAAACUUAGCACGCCUGCUAUGAGCGGGGCUCACCUUGCAUCCCCCAGUGCUGAUAGCCUGAAAACCAAAUCCAACGGCCAAAAACAAGGUCACAGGUCCAUUCCACCGGGCUUCCGCCGAGUUAGAGUGGGGCUUAGUGACCUGCACUCAAGCAUCAAAGAAGGAUGCUUGAUGUGA
Molecule: messenger RNA, 2595 nt
Organism: Penicillium angulare
Lineage: Eukaryota; Fungi; Ascomycota; Eurotiomycetes; Eurotiales; Aspergillaceae
Product: protein arginine N-methyltransferase
Exons: 4
Coding region: 1-2595 (864 amino acids)
Biological process (GO): peptidyl-arginine N-methylation; regulation of DNA-templated transcription
Cellular component (GO): nucleus; cytosol
Source: RefSeq, a predicted model, not a curated record